This is a messenger RNA of Rhodamnia argentea, 5366 nucleotides long. Its product is annotated as DNA repair protein REV1. Gene Ontology annotation, cellular component: nucleus. Gene Ontology annotation, molecular function: deoxycytidyl transferase activity; DNA-directed DNA polymerase activity; damaged DNA binding. The record is from RefSeq and is a predicted model, not a curated record. Bases 173 to 3847 code for a protein of 1224 amino acids. Lineage: Eukaryota; Viridiplantae; Streptophyta; Magnoliopsida; Myrtales; Myrtaceae. Gene Ontology annotation, biological process: error-free translesion synthesis; error-prone translesion synthesis. The transcript has 23 exons.
ACUGAGAAUAAAGAACCAACCUCUGUCAGUUCACGUUCUGUGCAAGAUAUUUUGCCCUAUAAAUUGAUGCCACCUGCCAUUUGCCGCUUCAUUUGAAAUCACGUCACCAAGCUGAAGUUCUCUCCUCCUCUUGAAAGGCUUCCUCGGCAAUCUUCCGAAACUAAAGAAGACGAUGAGGUCCGACACGACUCCGUCGACUGGGCCUGUAAAUUCCAGCGAAGGGUCGAAGCGAAGCCGCGACAAUUCUUCCGGUUCGACGAACCCUUGGAGCCACGGCGACAGCAGUGGCCGAGGGAGCGACAGAAGGACGACGAGGACGACGAAGAAGGAGAAGAAGAGCAGUAAGCAGAAAACGCUAGGCAUGGCCUGGGGCGCCAAUUCUCUCUCCUCCUCGCGAUCCUCCUUCCGCAGUUCUCCUUUCUCCGAUUUCGGCAGCUACAUGGUUGAGAAGAAUAGGAAACUUCAGGAACAGUUCCAUGCAGAAGCUUCGACUUCUUCUCACAGUGAUUCAAGUUCUUUGAAAGCCAUAUUUCAUGGAGUUUCUAUUUUUGUGGAUGGUUUCACUGUUCCUUCCAGUCAGGAAUUGCGAGGCUGUAUGUUGAAGUAUGGUGGAAGAUUUGAGAACUACUUCUCCAGGCAUCAUGUCACACAUAUCAUUUGCAGUAACCUUCCUGACAGUAAAAUAAAGAAUUUGAGGUCCUUUAGUGGUGGACUUCCAGUUGUGAAACCAAAGUGGAUUGUGGAUUCUGUUGCAGCUAACAAACUAUUAAGUUGGCUUCCUUACCAGCUCGACCAGCUUGCAGAUAAUCAGCCUAAGUUGUCAUUAUUCUUUGCUACUAAAGAUGGCUUGCUGUCUAAUGAUGUUUUGGCCGACACAGUUUGUCAGUUGCAUGAUAUUGGGGAUUCAUCUUCAAAAGGUCGGACUUUGAAGGACAUUAAUUCAUCUGAAGUGGGUCAAUCAACAGAAUACGGAAGUCCACUCAGUGAAGAGUUUGGCAAGGAGAAUGCAGAUGUUUCGGUGAUUACAAAAUCGAUUAAUUGCACCGGAGAAUGUCCGGGAAGUUGUAGGACCGAACCAAUUGACAUGGAUAAAGAAGAAAUGGGAAUGUUCAGGGAAGAACUUAAAGACAGUCUCAGUGAACCUAGUACUUCAGCUGGCAAUCACCCCUUAGACAAAACAAGAACGAGGAGUUUACCAACUUCUGGAGUCAUGAAACAUCCUAAUAAGGGCCAUUCAACUGGAGAGGAUCCUAAUUUUGUAGAGAAUUAUUUCAAGAGUUCGAGAUUACAUUUCAUAGGAACAUGGAGACAUAGGUAUCGCAAGCGGUUUCCUAGUUCUCUCAACCAGGUUAAGUGUGCAAGCUUUGAUCUUAAAGCUCCGGAUGAUUCUAAAAAGGCAUGCGUCAUCCAUGUUGACAUGGUAAUUUUCUCUUCUGAAGCUCCAGAAACAUGUCUCAUCCUAUUGGAGAUACGAUUUCACUUAGUUGACAUGGAUUGCUUCUUCGUUUCAGUGGUCAUCAGGAACCUUCCUGAAUUACAUGAUAAACCUGUGGCUAUAUGCCACUCAGACAAUCCAAAAGGCACUGCUGAAAUUUCAUCUGCAAACUAUCCAGCUCGAGACUAUGGAAUUAGGGCCGGGAUGUUCGUCCGAGAUGCCAAAGCACGUUGUCCUCAUCUUGUCAUUUUUCCAUACAAUUUUGAAGCUUACACAGAGGUGGCUGAUCACUUCUACAGCAUAUUGCAUAAGCACUGCGCAACAGUGCAGGCAGUGAGCUGUGACGAAGCAUUUUUAGAUGUCACAGAUUCAGAAGUGCAAGAUCCUCAGCUUCUGGCUUCUAUAAUAAGAAGAGAGGUUUUCGAGACCACUGGAUGCACUGCAAGUGCUGGUAUAGCUGGGAAUAUGCUAAUGGCUCGCCUAGCUACCAAGACUGCUAAGCCAAAUGGUCAGUGCUACAUCCCCUUAGAAAAGGUGGACGAAUAUUUGUGCAAGCUUCCUAUAAAUGCACUUCCUGGAAUAGGACAUGUUCUAGAGGAUAAACUGAAGAAGCGAAAUAUUUGGACUUGUGGACAGCUGUGUAUGGUGUCGAAGGAAUCUCUUCAGAAGGAUUUUGGUGCGAAAACAGGGGAGAUGUUGUGGAAUUACAGUAGAGGAGUAGACAACAGGAUGGUCAGCACAAUUCAGGAAAGCAAGUCAAUUGGUGCUGAAGUUAAUUGGGGUGUGAGGUUCAAGGAUGCAAAAGAUAGCAAGUUAUUUCUUGUAAACCUUUGUAAAGAAGUCCAUUUGAGGCUGCAGGGAUGUGGAGUUCAUGGCCGGAAAUUUACUCUUAAGAUCAAAAAGAGAAGGAAGGAUGCUCAGGAACCUGCAAAAUACAUGGGUUGUGGAGAUUGUGAAAACCUCAGCCACACAAUAACGGUUCCAGUUGCUACAGAUGAUAUAGAUGUUAUUCAGAGGAUAACAAUGCAGCUCUUUGGAUCAUUUCAUAUAGAUGUGAAGGAGAUUCGUGGGGUUGGCCUGCAAGUUUCCCGCCUUGAAAGUGUGGAUGCUUCUAAACAAGGACUCGAAAGAAAUCUCUUGAAGUCAUGGCUUGCCUCUACCUCCGCAAAUCGAGAUGAACAAUGUGACACCAACAGUGUGGUGAAAGAGACAAUUGACAUAGGUCCAGAGGGCCAGAAUGUGGCUGGGGUUUCAAGUAAUCUGUUUCCUCACUUAGCUCGGAAUUCCAAUCAAGUAGAUGACAGUCCAUCAGAUUGUAAAGCUUCUUUGGAUCGGUCUGUCACACGACCGGCCUUAUGUCAUCUGGAUAUUGAAGUCAUAGAGUCACUCCCACCAGAAGUCUUUUCUGAGUUAAAUGAUGCUUAUGGAGGGAAACUAGUUGCGUUUGUUUCUAAAGGCAAGGGCAAGUCUAACAGCAUAGCCGAUGGUGAAGUCAGAGGGAGUUCUCCAUCCAAGCAUUCACAGCAAGUAGUGAAAGGUGCAAGAGAUGGAGCAGAGGUGUACUUUUCUGGUACCAAUCAUGUGGACAGAUUUCAACAAGAUAAACAGACAGAGAAGCCUCUUCUUCAGGAAACAGAUCUUUUAUGUGUGUCUAAACCAAGCUACUCUAGUGGGGGGGCUUCAGUACCCAGUCUUAUGAAGACAGACUUGAUGCCGUUAUCUCUGAGUCAAGUAGACUGCUCUGUGCUGCAAGAGUUGCCUAAAGAGUUACGAGAUGGCAUCCUCCAGCAACUUCCUGCCCGCAGGGGACAAGAUGUCUCUUUGAUUGCUCACUUCAGUGGAAGUGCGGAUAUAUGUCAGGAUAACUCAAAUACUGAGAGUCCAGACAAAAGUUCAAGGUCAGUGCUGAGAGAGACUGAACUUUGGAUAGGGAAUCCUCCGUGUUGGGUUGAUAGAUUCCUAGUCAGCAAUUGCUUGAUGUUGAAUAGCUUGGCUGAGACUUAUCAAAGAUCAGGAUCACCUGGAAGAUUGUCAUCAGUUCUGCAGAGGUUUAUUUCCGAAAUUCCAUCCCAUGUGGAUAUGACCUCUAAUGAUUGGGAUGACGCUAUUAGCAGCUUGUCUGAGCUUCUGAAGCAGUACAUUAAGUUGAAGAUAGAAUGGGAUAUUGAAGAGGUCUAUAUUUGCUUUCACCAUAUUAGAAGGUUAGCAGUGAAGUCAAAAUUAUUCCUCCAAGUUCAGAAUACCAUCUUUCCUUACAUCCAAGUUGGUGGUUCUUCAUUUUGCUUUAUGAAUUCCUGUUGUACAGCUUUGACCUUGGUCAUAUCUUGGCCUAUACAUAACGAGUCCAUUUCCUGUUUCUCUGGUAUCCAAUCUUUCAGGCAUCUGUUGGUGAAAACUAUGGAGGAGAACUAAAUAUAUCUCUGGAGUAGUCCCAUUUAUCUCACAUGGGUUCUAGCCAGCUAUUGAACUCUGGAAUAUUCGCAGACUAGUCUGGAUUUUGUCGUUCACAACAGUGUGUAAGAUACUUGCCUUCAUGGUUAAAGUAUAUAAGAUUGGGGGAACUAGGAAAUAGUUUGAUCUUUUUCUUGACCAAGUCCUUUGGUGUUUUAGCAGACUUACUGAACUUCCUUUGCUUGUUUUCUUUAAACAGAGAAGACAAUGUCUCUUAGUGUUCUAAACAUGGUAUGUGGAAACAAAAUUCGACUUGAAGCAUUGUCAUUUAGAUGGUCAUUGGCAUGGGCAGGAGGGCUUACUUUCAGUGGUUUUACAAGGGAACAUGUGGAAGAACAAGGAUCGAUCAUGGGACAAGGAACUUGAAACUGACUUCAGGUAUCAUGGUGACAGCAUUGCCUUGUUUUGAUUGUUAAGACACAGUCUGGUUCCAUUUUCGUGAAGAUGAUUCUUAUAUCUGUAUGUAAUUGCAUCUUGUAAACCAUUCGAUGUUAUUAGCUGAUGGUUAGUGUGAGAUUGGUAUUGACAUUCAUGCUUAGUGGUAGUAGCAAGCAAUAUUCUCACUCUCGAUUCCUUAUAUUUCUGGGGACUUCAGCCUUAUAGGUCUACUCUACGCAUGCACUUCCUGUCAUGAUCCUGCCUCAUCCUCCUGGAUUUACAUAUUUGAGUGGAAAAGUCAAGGCAUGCAUCUUGGGUAGAGCUGAUCAAAGUAGUUGGCAGCAGCUCUCUAUGUUGCGGCUACAACCUGAUCCAUCAUCUGCGCAUCACGCGCAACUCAUUUAUCGUGGAAUUAUCAGGGGGCUAUUUAGCUCACCCAGCAUGCCAUUGCUGCCCAGUUCCAUUGUCUGGUCGGACCAAAGUGCACAAGCUAAAUAUUGAGGGGCCACAGCAUGCAAAGUGUUUGUAGCUCUAAGAACUGCUUGUAACAAAUUGAGUUCCACAUUGGUUUGUGUUUGAUAUUAUAUGAAAUUAAGUGCUACAUUGGUAUGCAAAAAAUCGUUGACCGAGCUACUAUUUGCCGUGGCAUUGGUCAACCUUAUGCAUUAAGUUCCAGAAGCACUGGCUUUGCAGCACAUCAGUCGUCUUCAUAGAUCCUUGAAGAUGAGGGAGGAUAAAUUUUACUAUUGGGUCUAGACUUUCAUCCUCCUUUUAAGAGUCAAUUAGGUUUUGGUGAAGUCAUUAGAGAUAUCAGGCGACAAGAAACAAUGAGAAAUAUGAGGACCGGUAAUGGUCCAAUUUGCAGGCUGGGUGGGGUCAAUAAGGAGGCUAUUCAAUCUGGGACCACUUGACCCCUCCCCGAUACAAGAAGCGGUUCGCGCGAAACAUCUAUGGUGGAGAUGAUCAUCAGUGACAUUUUGUACUUGGAACAUACAUGAAACCCUUAGUUUGCUACAUCAUCCGCUUAAAAUUUUGUUGUUGGAACGGAUGUUGAUCCAAUCCUAGCUGCUACACCAUCGGCUGGACGUUUUGUUGUUGGGAC